GGUGAGCCUACCUGUCAACUAUAAAUAUAAUUGUCUGCGCGUUGCUUUCUUGAAUCAUCUGAUUCUAACUACUAAGGAUGCCACCCACUACAGCAGCAGCGUCAAAAGGAGCAAAGAAAGCCGCUAAGGCUAAACCUGCGCGUUCUGGGGAUAAGAAAAAAAAGAGGAAGAGAAAGGAAAGUUAUUCUAUCUACAUCUACAAAGUGUUGAAACAAGUUCACCCCGACACUGGUAUCUCCAGUAAAGCUAUGUCUAUCAUGAACAGUUUCGUCAACGAUCUGUUCGAAAGAAUAGCUUCUGAAUCUAGCCGCUUGGCUCAUUACAACAAACGGUCGACCAUCAGUAGCCGUGAAGUACAGACUGCUGUCCGUCUUCUCCUUCCAGGUGAAUUAGCCAAACACGCCGUCUCUGAAGGUACCAAGGCUGUUACCAAAUACACAAGCAGCAAGUAGAAAGUUACUAAUGCCUGUUUUAGGUGAAAGCAACGGCCCUUUUCAGGGCCUACAAAAUGUCAUAUGUCAUCUCUCGAGUCGAUAAAUGUGCUUCGUGUUAAUUUAUAAGCGUUUUCAUGUAUUAUUCUGAUUCUUAGGUUGUAGUUUUUGACACAUUGCAGCAGCUAGUCUCAUCUGGAAA
Messenger RNA from Octopus sinensis (East Asian common octopus), 633 nucleotides. RefSeq names its product histone H2B, gonadal-like. NCBI's taxonomy places the organism in Eukaryota, Metazoa, Mollusca, Cephalopoda, Octopoda, Octopodidae. Bases 78 to 452 code for a protein of 124 amino acids. The transcript has a single exon. Gene Ontology annotation, molecular function: structural constituent of chromatin; protein heterodimerization activity; DNA binding. Gene Ontology annotation, cellular component: nucleosome. The record is from RefSeq and is a predicted model, not a curated record.